CCCCUCUCCCCUUCUCCACAACGCGAACAACACAUCCCGCGUUAUCGAUUAGUUUGGUGCAGCGUUUGCCUGUCCUUUUACAGCUAACCAGUCAGUUAGUUAGUCAUUCGACAAAUCUACUCUCAUCUAAACAUGACGUCUAUUCACAGUCCAGUCACCCGCAAGGAGGACACCGAGCUCAAGAGACCAGAUCUCAGAGGCAAAUUCGUCUGCUCCUCCUGCUCCCAAAACUUCCAACACAGUGCCUCCCUGAACCGUCAUCGUCAGCUGAUGCACAGCAACGAGCACACUUGUAUGAUGUGCGAGCGGGCUCUUAACCAAAAAGAGACUAUCCGUGAGCACAUGAGAAAUGAGCACAACCUGGCUCAAGUGUUCACUUGUGGCUGUUGCAAUUGGACUUUCGCCAGCAAGAGACAACUCACGGAGCACACAAAGUGCAUUCAGGGAACUGGAGCUCCAGGAGACACCAUUCCAAUCGCCAAGUCCAUUAAUGCACCAGGAUCACUUAUUCAGUCGACAAUCCAAGGAACUCCACCAGUGGUGAAAACCGGUCGCAAACGUCCCAUGGGAGGUUCGUUGUCGCCGUCAUCUUCCGUCUCCACAUCCAUCUCUUCCCGUGAUGCCUCCGGAUCGCCUCCACCAACUGAAGAAGAAGCCGAGCGCAAGGUGCUCUUUGACAACGCAGUCGACACUAUUCUACAGAGCAAGUUCUUCACUUAUCAGCAGAUCACUGAAGUCGACACUUGGGUCAAAAUCAUCGAAAGUGCUAAUACUCUUGCUGACACACUCCAACGCAUCAAGAAAUCACAGAAGGUCAAAGCAGAAGGGCCAGCCGUCGAGAGCAAGAUGAUUCCAGAGAAGCACGUCAAGCAGGAAAUUGAGUAACUAUUUUAUUUCCUAUUUUAACUCCCUAUUCAACUGAUGUUCAGUUUUAUCAUUUUGUUUCAUAGCAAUAUUGAGUGUCUUCACAGUAUUGUUAAUUCUACCUCACUUUCUUCAAUUUUUCAUUUUUAACGAUUCAUUUUUUUUCAAUACACGAUUGUUUUAUAA
Molecule: messenger RNA, 1050 nt
Organism: Caenorhabditis elegans
Lineage: Eukaryota; Metazoa; Nematoda; Chromadorea; Rhabditida; Rhabditidae
Gene: lsy-27
Product: Zinc finger protein lsy-27
Exons: 3
Coding region: 133-885 (250 amino acids)
Source: RefSeq, marked reviewed